Molecule: messenger RNA, 1290 nt
Organism: Capsicum annuum
Lineage: Eukaryota; Viridiplantae; Streptophyta; Magnoliopsida; Solanales; Solanaceae
Source: RefSeq, a predicted model, not a curated record
UAGUUUGUUAUAUAAACUCUUUAUUUAAUUUUGAAGUAACAAUAUUUCCAAUGACAAAUUUUAUGUUUAACCAAAAUAGAAUGAUGUUAGAGUCAUGCACAAUCAAACAGUAAUGCAUAUGGAUUUGUAUAUUUUAGUAGUUGAAGUGUUUCAUUAUAUAGUUUAUUUUUCAUUAUGCAGAUGACAUCAGGUCAUGGUAAUGAGCAAUGGCGGAGUAGUAGUUCUCGUGGAAAGAAUACUACUAAGAGUAAAGUAAAACAAAUCACGUCUAGAUCGAGUCCGUCUCAUUCUUUAGUUCCACCCUUACAUCCACCAUCACAAGGUUCAUCACCAUUUUCACAUUCUUUCUAUGGUACCCUUCUCCAGGGCUGUAACUCAAUACUUCCCCAAGGAUAUAGCUCAAUGCCUCCCCUAGGCUUUAGCUCGAUGCCUUCCCAGGACUACGGGAUGUCAUCUUCUACCCCUUUUUACAAUAUGCCUACCCCAGAUCGUUCCUCAGUGCCUCCAUCUCUUAUACGUACACAUGGCACACAUUCAUCUUGUCUCGCUGCCAUGGAUCGACGUCCACCUUCAGACACUACAUUGUCAAAGUCCAUUCAACCAGUUAGUCCACAACUUUCUAGGUCAAAUAUUGGAGCGAGCAAUUCUGAGAUGUGCAAUUCUGAAGCAUCUCCUAAUCCUUCUUCGACUCCGUCUUCUGUUCACGGUCCAGAUCUUCCACCACCUGGAGAGUUAGAUCAGCUACGGAGGGUGCGCAUUAUAGCUGAUGGGGAUGGGUUUUAUCCUUCCAGACUGGCUGCAAAUGCAAUUUCAGCAGGAAUCCAGAAGCUUUAUGAUGGUUUUUAUCCGUCUUGGGGUGAAGUUUCCGAUCGUACAAAACAAGGAGUGCUCAAUGAGUUUAUGAAAAUCUGUACAUGGAGUCUUUGCGAGGAUCGAAUUAUUCAAAGUAAUUUUAAGAAGGCAUCUUCUUUAUUGUCAUGCAUGCCUUCUAAAGCUCGAAGUAACGGACAACGGCCUGGAUGGCUUGGGUCGGAUUAUUGGGAUAAACUUAUUGUAUACUGGCAGUCCUCGGAAUUUCAAAAGAAGAGCAACCAGACAAAGGCAGCUCGAAAGUUCAAGAAGGGUGGCUCAUUGCACACGUGUGGUUCGGUAUCCAUGGGGACAGCUAAGAGGAAAUUGGAAGCAUCUCUUGGUAGACCAGCCACUCGUGAAGAGUUAUGGAAGAAGACCCAUAUGAAAAUUAGAGAUGGAAAAGAAGUUUGGGUCGAGACACGGGCAGAGGACACAUGU